This is a messenger RNA of Liolophura sinensis, 1649 nucleotides long. RefSeq names its product armadillo repeat-containing protein 1-like. The coding region runs from base 55 to 921 and encodes 288 amino acids. The record is from RefSeq and is a predicted model, not a curated record. The transcript has 8 exons. Lineage: Eukaryota; Metazoa; Mollusca; Polyplacophora; Chitonida; Chitonidae.
CUCAAGUCAAAAGUAGAAGACGGUGAAAAUCAAGGGAGGAGAAAAUAGAUUUUGAUGCCAUCUUUUGGUGAUUUGCCCUCAACUUUCAGAAUCAUGGUGUCAACAAAUGCAAUUGUAGCAAUGAAGUCCAUAGCUUCAGAUCCAAAGAAGAGGCCAGUUUUAAUGCAGGACUCUGCAUGUUUAGGGGGCCUUGUUAUGGUUUUGUCAAACCAGGACAAAAAGAUUGUCAAACUUUCUUUAGAGACAUUAUCUUUAUUGGCGGAGAGUGCAGAGAAUAGGGCUCCCCUGAGAGACUUCAUCGGACUCUUAGAUCAGUUAGACUCGUUAAUUAACAGAUGUAAAGACAAAGAAAUCCAGGGUGUAGCUGAGAAGCUCUACACUGUUUUGACUACUGUAGAAAUGACCACUCCUUUAAGAGAUACUAAAAACACUAGCAGACAUAACAGUAGUGCAAACUGCAGUAAGAGCUUUCUGGGAAAACACAGCACGCGAUCUAAGACCAUUGUCAUGCAAAUACGAGGCAUGUUAGAUAAGCAUGACAGGGAAGUCUGCAUGAGAUUGCUGUUACAAGUCAAGGGUAUCAUCAGUGUGACCUUUGACCUCACCAGGAAACGCUGUAUCGCCCGUACUAGAGCUGACGUCAAGACAGAGACACUUGUUCAGGCGGUAGCUCGCUCCCAGACCAUGUCCGCCCAGCAAGUUAUUAAGGAUCAACAGGGUAAAGAGAUACUGCUGUCCUUUGGAGCCAAACCUGAGGAGAUGGACAAAGAGAACAGCGAUAUGCCGGAGUACUUGUCGGAUGACGGUAACAGUCCUGUGGUGGACGCUAAAGCCAUGGCACGCACAGAUCGGGGCGAAAAGAAAUCCGGGGGCUGGCUCGGGGCUGCUGCCAGUUUCCUCAGCAACUCAUUUUACUGGUGAUUCGUGGCAGAGGUACCAGUAUAUUUGUAACCAUGGCAACUGUUCUACACCUGGCCUCCAUUGCACACUGAGAAUCUCGGCUGUAACCAAACAUACAACAGUUUGUAUCUGUGGAUAACUCAGUGUCACAGUCAGUUCAAGAAAAGUACUUCAGGUUAAAAGCAACUUUUUUUUGCCCCCCAUUUCAGUGCAACAGUUUCUCCAUGACUCUCCAUGAAUGGUUUUUGUGUUGACCAUAGUCUUUGACGUAAGUCAGGUUGUGAAAUUGAGUAGAGUUGGGUGCAUGUGUCCUCACCAUGGUGGUUACAGAAGUUUGUAUGUUACUCUGAAUGAGCUUUGUGGCUUGACCAAAGUUAUCCAUCUCAUUCAGCAAGCCACACACAAAAGACAAGUAGCAUGAUCAAAACAAAGUCAUCUCUCAUCAAGUCUCGACUUGUGACUUUCUUCAUUGUACAUUUGUGGAUUGUUGUCAAGUGAAAAGGGGAAAUAACUCUAGUUGAAAAAGCAGUUAACAACAAUCUUAUAUCUUGGCCGUGAAUAUUUUCAGGCCCCCAGAUCACAAAGCUGUCUUAGACUCAAGUCAGACGUAGUCAUAACUUCAAAACAGUUUAUUGUGCUAAAAUUGUGAUACACUGAGUUUCAAAAAUAAGUUCAGGAAUAAUGCCACAGGUAAAUGCCAAGUCUGAUUUCAGUCUAGGACAGAUUGGUUAUCUGGGGUCACGUUGUCA